UGGAAGUCGUACUUUCCACGUAGUUCAUCAGGACACGCUCAGCUGAUAUUAUCACGACAUCAAUACUACUGCAAAAUGGCUGCUCCAACUCGGUCCAGAAGAGUUGUUGAAUUAAAAUGUGCAGUGCAGUGUUAUGCCUGGGGUAAGAUUGGUUUAAACAGCACAGUUGCACAGCUUGCUCUGAAUAGUCCAUCAUUUCAUCUUGAAGAGGAUAAACCAUAUUCUGAGUUUUGGAUGGGAACACAUCCAAAUGGACCAUCAAAAGUGUUAAAGGAAGGAAAGGAAUCACUGUUAUCUGAUUGGAUAGAGUCAAACAAAGAUGUCUUAGGAAACAAAGUUAAGGAGAUAUUUGGUGGCAAAUUACCCUUCUUGUUCAAAGUACUAUCAGUUAACAAGGCUUUAUCAAUUCAAGCUCACCCAAACAAACCUCAUGCAGAAUUGCUUCAUGACAAAAGGCCAGAUGUAUAUAAGGAUCCUAAUCACAAACCAGAGAUGGCCAUCGCACUGACACCAUUUGAAGGCCUGUGUGGUUUUCGUCCUCUGGAUGAGAUCCAGAAGUUUGUAAAGAUCAUACCUGAACUUGCUGCUGUCAUUGGACAGGAAGCUACCACUGCUUUAGUCACUGACUCAGACCCUCAUGCACUAAAGAAAGCUUUCACCGCCCUCAUGACAAGUAGCCAAGAUGCUGUAAGUGAGCAGCUAGGUAAACUAUUGUUAAGACUUCAGGAGAAGAAAACCUCAGGCCAUGACAUCUCCAACCAGUGCAGUGAGCUACUAUUCAGAUUGAACAGCCAGUUUCCUGGAGAUGUUGGUUGUUUUUGCAUUUAUUUCCUUAAUCACAUUGUUCUUCAACCUGGGCAAGCAAUGUUCCUUGGUCCUAACCUGCCUCAUGCAUAUCUAGCUGGUGACUGUAUGGAGUGUAUGGCAUGCAGUGAUAAUGUUGUACGAGCUGGACUGACACCAAAGUUUAAGGAUGUUGAGACACUCUGUGAGAUGUUAGAGUACAAUUGUGGUUCUAAGGAAGAGAACAUUUUCCCAUGUCGUCAAGAUCCAAGUGAUUCGCAUGUCACAAUCUAUGAUCCUCCUGUCUCAGACUUUACUGUUUCAAGAAUUAAGAUACCAGCAAGUUGUCCUUCAUACAAGUUCAAAGCUCUAAGUGGACCUAGUAUUUGUGUGGUGAUAUCUGGUUCUGGUGCUGUAGAAGAUACUGCUUCAAAGAUUUGCUUGAAUCGAGGAACUGUACUUUUUAUUCCUGCAAACACCACCUUUGAUGUAACAUGUAAAGAAGAAGACAUGGAAAUAUACCGUGCUUAUUGCGUGUUGUAAUAUCAA
This is a messenger RNA of Pocillopora damicornis (cauliflower coral), 1332 nucleotides long. Its product is annotated as mannose-6-phosphate isomerase. Lineage: Eukaryota; Metazoa; Cnidaria; Anthozoa; Scleractinia; Pocilloporidae. Gene Ontology annotation, cellular component: cytosol. The record is from RefSeq and is a predicted model, not a curated record. Gene Ontology annotation, biological process: GDP-mannose biosynthetic process; carbohydrate metabolic process. Gene Ontology annotation, molecular function: zinc ion binding; mannose-6-phosphate isomerase activity.